Cyprinodon tularosa is the source of this 5007-nucleotide messenger RNA. Its product is annotated as rap1 GTPase-activating protein 1-like. Gene Ontology annotation, molecular function: GTPase activator activity. The record is from RefSeq and is a predicted model, not a curated record. The transcript has 25 exons. Gene Ontology annotation, cellular component: cytoplasm. Gene Ontology annotation, biological process: activation of GTPase activity; regulation of small GTPase mediated signal transduction. Lineage: Eukaryota; Metazoa; Chordata; Actinopteri; Cyprinodontiformes; Cyprinodontidae. Bases 409 to 2469 code for a protein of 686 amino acids.
AGAGAGUGAAAGGGAGAAGUGGAAGGUUGUGAGUGGGAGGGUUGAGAGGAAAGGAGGAGAGUAAGAGAGGAUGCAGGCUGGGAGUAUAUUGCAGUCUGAAGAGCUGAGAGUGGACGGCAGGUGAACGACGGAUGAGGAGCAAGUGAGUUAGCAGAGAGGAGCAGCAGAGACAGAAGAGAUAAUCGAGCUCAGGGAGGAGGAGGGGGAGGCUUAGACGGUGAGUCAUCAGUCCAGAGUGUAGGUCGCUGUCCGGACAUCACUGGGAGCACCUGACGUUCAGCAUCCACUCAGUGUGAGAAACAAGAUGGGGCUGACCCCCGACUUGCAGCACCACUAGAACCCCAGCUGUUACAGCCUGAAUUGAGACACAGCACCUCCCCUCUCCACAAGACCACAGAUUUAUUUGAAAUGAUUGAAAAGAUGCAGGGCAGUAGGAUGGAUGAGCAAAGGUGCACCUUUCCUCCUACUCUGAAGACUGAGGAGGAUUACAUUCCAUACCCAAGUGUCCAUGAGGUUUUGGGGAGAAAAAGCCCCUUUCCUCUCAUCCUGCUUCCACAGUUUGGGGGUUACUGGAUUGAGGGCAUGAACCAUGAGUUGAGUGAAGCUGGAGACCCGGAGCACCACCGGCCUCCGUCACCCAACAGCCGCACUAAGCUGGAGUGUAACACAAUGGCUACACACUACAGGAAACACUUCCUGGGCAAGGAGCACUUUAAUUACUAUUCACUGGACAGUUCCCUUGGACAUCUGGUGUUCUCCAUAAAAUAUGAUGAGAUCGGUGACCAGGAACAUCUACGCCUUAUGCUCAGAACCAAGCUGAAAACCUAUUAUGAUGUGAUCCCCAUAUCCUGUUUAACAGAGUUUCCUAAUGUGGUCCAAAUGGCCAAGCUUGUCUGUGAGGAAGUCAACGUGGACCGCUUUUAUCCUGUGCUCUAUCCAAAAGCUUCAAGACUUAUUGUCACAUUUGAUGAACAUGUGAUCAGCAACAAUUUCAAAUUUGGAGUCAUCUACCAAAAGUUUGGACAGACAUCAGAAGAGGAGCUGUUUGGCAACAGUGAAGAAAGUCCUGCCUUCGUAGAGUUCCUGGAGUUUCUUGGAGAAAAGAUUGAACUACACCAUUUUAAAGGUUUCCGUGGAGGGUUAGAUGUGACUCAUGGGCAAACUGGCACAGAAUCUGUCUACUGCAACUACCGCAACAAAGAGGUCAUGUUCCACGUGUCUACGAAGCUGCCUUACACAGAGGGGGACACCCAACAGUUGCAGAGGAAAAGGCACAUAGGGAAUGACAUUGUUGCCAUUGUAUUCCAAGAGGAAAAUACUCCCUUUGUGCCAGAUAUGAUUGCAUCCAACUUUCUUCAUGCUUAUAUUGUGGUCCAAGUGGUCAACCCCUGCUCUGACAAUGUAGUCUAUAAGGUUUCAGUGACAGCUCGGGAUGAUGUUCCUUUCUUUGGCCCAGCCCUCCCAAACCCUGCUAUAUUUAAAAAAGGUCCUGAAUUUCAUGAGUUUCUGUUUACAAAACUAAUUAAUGCAGAAUAUGCAUGCUACAAAGCUGAGAAGUUUGCCAAAUUGGAGGAGCGAACACGAUCGGCUUUGCUUGAAACCCUUUAUGAGGAACUCCAUCUGAACAGCCAGGCCAUAAUGGGAGUUGGAGGCGAGGAUGACAAACUGGAGAAUGGGAAUGCAGGAGGAGGGGGCUUCUUUGAGUCCUUUAAGCGGGUGAUUCGCGGUAGGAGCCAGUCAGUGGAUGCCACGAGUCUAACUCUCAAGAAGCAACACUCAGUCUCCAAUAACCUGAGCAGCCACAGCCCUGCAGAGAAUCCUAAAUUCCCUGGGAUAUCAUUGCUUGUCCCAGGCAAAAGUCCCAGUAAAUAUGGACGCCGUGGCAGUGCCAUAGGGAUAGGAACAGUAGAAGAGUCUUUGAUUAUCCCGGGAAAAAGCCCCACAAGGAAAAAGUCAGGUCCUUUCAGCUCUCGCCGAAGCAGUGCUAUUGGGAUUGAAAACAUUCAAGAAGUCCACGAAAGAAGCAGAGAUGCAUCUCCACACACUCAGAAGACACCUGACAGUGGCCACGUUUCUCAAGACCAGAAAUCUGACAACUCAGAUCAGAGCUCUCCUGAAGUCCUCACAACCACCAAGAACAGCUCUUAUUUCUGUGGCAGGACCCCUUCCAUCCCUGAGGGCCAAGACCUCUCUCGCUCCUCCUCCAAUGCCAGCAGCUUUACCAGUGUGGUAGAGGAAAACGAGGCUCCAGAAGACUAUGACACUGGCAUGGAGAGUCUGUCUUCAGCUGGAACACCUCACAAGCGAGACUCUCUCACCUACAGCACCUGGUUGGAAGACAGCAUGAGCUGCACCAGCAGCAACAGUCGUGGCAGCUCUCCAGGGCAUGGUAAAUCUGAUCGAGGGAAAGCCACCGAUAUUCGAAUCAAACUAGAAAAAUCACAUGACCAUCAGUCAUCAAACUGCUAGCCCUGCCCACAGGAUUUUAUCCUGAAUCGCCAUCUUCAGAAGCAGUCCCAUAAGUCACUCCUUCUGAGACCCAUGCUUUUGACAUGUCGAGUGAAGAGGAGGAGGAUGAAGCUGAGAAAGGAGCAUCAGAUAAAGCCUGCAGUCGGCUGCUCAGGGAGGAAUGCAUCCAGAAACCCAGAGGACACAAGAAAGGGUUAUGCACAAUAAGGCGCCAGCUUUUGGUUUCAUUGCCUGUUCCCACAUUUGUUGCUUGGUUGUACUUUUAUUUUUUAAACCGACCCUUGGUUGUAAAAGUGCUUUUUUUUUUCAUCUGAAAAUAUAAAUGUUUGAUCUUUUAAAGAUGUCACUUGUUGAACUCAUGUUGUGCUGGCUGUUUGAAAAGUACAGAUUGUAUAGGUGUCCUUGUGAUGAAACCUUCCGCUUAAAGAUUAUGUCAUAAAUCUAUUUAAAAUCAAAUUAAAUCAUCACAUUUACAGGUAUAUCAUUGAAAUUGAAUCAAUUUGAUUUGUCACAGUUAAAUUAAGCUUUUUCUCUCAGCCAAGCAUGCAGUUACAGUAGCCGAAUGUGAAAACAUUACACAUUGAACCUUUAACACACUCCAUCUUCAGUGCAUGACAUACUGGUCACCUAAAACAUAUAGUCUCCGGCUUUACCACAAGCCCAAAAGGCAAAGAUGCACUAGAGAUUUUUUUUUUUUUCCCAUGAGAAGGAAGAAGUCAUGAGAGAAAUAUGGUCUCAGAGCUGCAAUGUGUAACACUGUUAUUCGCCAUUUGACAAAAAUCAUAAACCUAAAAUCCUGGCAGCAAUAAGGAGUCUUUGUGACUUCUGCUCCAGUUCUGAACAUUUAAGUGCCAGCCUUUUCAUUUCUCCAAACAGUGAAAUUACAUUAAAAUACCUGUAAACCACACUUCCCUUAAAUAUUUGAUCCACACUUAAGAUGUAAGAGAGUAAUGCAGCUGUCUAAAUGCCGCCUCAGUGGUUUGCCUGCCGACUCAACUGCAACUAUCUUUGCAGCUUGGGCAAUAAUUGUUUGUAGUCAUAAACACUGCCAGAAUUAUUUUCCCCCUUUUGUAGACAAAAUUUAACCUUUUUAAUUUUAUUGUUGUUGUUUUUUUUAAAUGUAGCGACUGAAUUUGGUGCUGACUGCAUCCUCUGAUGCUUGCAGCAUCCUCAUCAACGUUUCGUGCAUGAAUAAUCUCAUGGGAAAAUAUGCUCACUUAAUCUUUACUGUGUUGCUAUAAAGGGAGCAAACAUUCGAUUUUUUCAUUUUCUGUGUGCACCAACUGGCUUUCACACUCAGGAUCUGGAGGACAUGUUUUCACUCUGUUUAUGUUAGUGCCCAUAAGGGUACUUUUUGUCUAUGAAAAAAACUGUUUUAAUGAUAUUUGCCUGUUUUGAAAAUCAUUGGUGUUUUCAUGUUUUCUGGCUCUAAAUUUUGGGAAAUGUUGUCCUUUAAGCAAAAUUUUUGGCUUAAUUGAAAUGCCAAAAUUGAAAGUUUUUUUCCUAAAAGGUUUAUCGGAAAAUGUUUCACCUGUUAAAUUGAUAAAUUUAUUAUAUGGCAGGUAAAAUUUAAACAGGAGAACAUGUUAGCUGCACUAAGACACUUUCUCCGAUUUCCAUUUUUUCUCCAAGUUGUGCUUUUUAACAACAAAUAACAGCUUACAGGAAAUAAGCCUCUCAGCAAACAGCCUUAGAACUUAAACAUGUCUUUUUUUUUAAGUAUGUGUUACCUCAGUUUUCCCCUCCACAUUUUUAUCUACCAAAGCAAAUCAAAGUUAUUAAAUUAAAGGCUUAUCAAACUUUAUAACAAGUGCUUCAAAAACAGGAGAUGAUUAUUGGUUUAAUCGCCUAUUGAACUCAGUCACUCUUUGUAUAACAAAUAUACAGAUAUGGUCAUCAGUUUUAUUAUUUUUUUCCUAACUUCUCUUCUUCUUCCCUAACCUUUGUUUUUAUUUAUUUAUUUUUUCUGGUAAGUGGCAGUUCUCUCUAUGGUGAUAACACUCAGUGUCUUGUUAUGCAGCUUGUUUAUGUUGCUUUUUCCCUAAAUAUGAUCUUGACCUGUGACAUCUGGCUUAUUUCAAGAGUCAGAUCUUGUUGAGUGCAGUAAGUUUGCAAUGCAAAUAUGAUCAAAUCAAGUAUAUUAAUUUGCUUUAAAAGUUACUAAAUCCAAACUAAACAACUGGUGAUGUGUAAAUAUAAUAUUAACUGAAGAAAAUAUAUGUAUAGCCAGUGGAUUUUAAACUGGAAGGGACAACACAAAACAAUUACUGCCAAGGUUAAAAGUGACUGUUGUUUUAUGUCAUGUAUUCUUAAUUUCAGACUUUAUUUUAAAAGUUUUGUAGAUUUUUAAAGGUUUUCAGACUAAAAGGGAAAAUAUCUCUGUACAUCCCAUUGAUCAUUUCAGUUGCCUUAUGUCACACAGUGAUGGUGUAAGUCGAGCCAGGAGAGCCAGUAGUUAAUUCAUCAGAAUUUCCAAUAUAAUGAAUGUUUUGUUUUUGCUUGUUUUUACUGUAAAUAAAUACCCUCAGAAGUUCAAAA